GCGCUUCUGGAUGACGUCACAUCCGGAAGGCAAGGCCCCCGUUUAGUGACGUCACGUCCCGCUCACUCGACGGAGCUGUUGUUUGGAGGCGGGCGCGUUGAGGGGCAGAUCCAGAAAUGGCACUGGAACAGCCCCUGGAUCUGUCGGGCAUUUCCCAACAAAGUGAAGACAGCUCAAAUUCGGAAGAGGCCAGCACUCCCACGCAACACUGCGAGAGGGCUGCCCCCCUCAUGCCGGUGCAGCCUUCCGAGGUGGGCGGCAGUGUCGUGACCACAGAGCAGGAGCGAGACAAUCGAGUUGUCGCUGACAAUGGGGGGUGCGCGGGGCGGGCCGCUGGUGAUGAAGGAAGCACCCCCGCGAUGAAGGAGGAGUGGCAGGGCACCUUCACGGACAACGGGACACAAGGGUGCACCACCACUACUCGCCAGAGGGAGUGUGGUGGUGUCCCUGAAGGGGAGAGAGAACAAAGGAGUGACUUUUCCAAUCUUGAAAUGAGGGAAGGCACAUGGACACCGUGUACAGAAGAUGAGAGGAGCAGCAGUGAUACAGCGGCAGAGCAGACAAGUGGAAGCUUUUCGUCAGGGCAUGGAAGUCAGGAGGUUUCUCUUAGCAGCAGCCAGACGCAAGAUGAGGAUGGCGCACAAGAGGGACAAGGAGUGGACGGUGCUGGGGAGAGUAAUGUACUGCGGGGCACUGGGGACAAUGCCUUGCCCAAGCCAGGAGAGAGUGGCGGCCCCAAUUGCACAGAGCUGCAGCGCAUUUUGACAAAGGGUGCUAGUGACGAAGCCAGAGGCACCGUGGAGCAGGCGGGGAACAGCGCAGCAGACUUGAAGAGCAACACCCCCUUGGACUUCUCUGUGAGUAACAGCCAUUGCGGUGGCGAAGUGGCUUCGGCAAAGGCAGAAAGGGAACAAGAAAGCACAGAAGCUAUUGAUACACACACGGACGGUGUUCCGUUGGAACAAUUCGGCCUAGCAGAGAAACAGAUUGAUUCUGCAAUGAAAGCUGAGGCAGCAGCGGAUGGUGCAGAGUUGACUGCACCACUUUCUGUGACAGUUGUGCAGGCGAGUGAAGCUAAGCCUGGUGGGAGCAUGCUGAAAAGUAGAUUUGCUGGACAGUUCCACGUGGCGUUCACAUGCAGUGCCUGCGAAGCAGGGUUCAGCUCGGUGGUGGAACUGACAGCACACGUUUCUUGUCAUGCUGGUCUCUGGCCCGUUAAGUGUGAAUUCUGCGUUCGUCUCUUCCGCUCUCCGCAAAACCUCUCAAGCCACCGGGCAUCGGCGCACGGUGUGCCCUGCACGCCCCGUGGAAACACGAGUUCCCUCCGUUGCCCUCUCUGCCCCAAGAAAUUUGCCUUUCCCACGAGCCUGAAGCGUCAUCAGGAAGAGGUGCACCCAAAAUUGGGCGCUCAUGAAUCUGAUGGUGAGAAUGUGUCAGAAGGACAAGAGCUUUCGGCUAAUGGUGCCGGAGGUGGACGUGAAGUUGACGAAUAUGAGGAGCUCAGCUGGCUAAGACCACAGAAUUUCACGGACCCAGCAAAGGCAAAGAUGUGGUUCUCCUCAACGCAGAUCCUCGCAAUGAGUCAGGUGGAGAAAAACGAGGAUGACAAGCGGAAAAGUACACGGCUCUCGUUGGCUUUCAAAGAGAGAAAAAGCAGUUUGGAGAAUAACCUCACAGCGACGUUGAAGUUGCUGGCAGAAGGCGAGCAUCUGCUGAGCCCCGAUGUUCAUUUAGCGAAGAUGGACGGGAGCAGCGCUCGCUACCCGACGUUCCGUCCGCCUCCCUUCCGCUAUAACCGUUCCGCGGAAGGUGGGAAGGUGGGGGGAGCAAGCAGCGGCGCAGCAUCCACGGCGAGCCCAGCGGGUGCCACGGUGGGAACUGCGGUGCCAGGCAUGGCCACAGCAACUCCGGGUGUACGGGUGGCACGCAUCCCUCACUCCUUCUCGAGCCCAAUCACGUGCACCAAGUGCGGCACCGGCUUUUUGGAGCUGGCCUUGCUGCGUUCGCACGUGCGGGCGUGUGUCAACGUGCGCGUCCGCCGCCGAUACACCCCACGCAAGCAGUCGGCGGCAAGUGACAGCGCAAGCUCCGUGGAUGACCAAGGUAGCCCUCAAAGGGGGUACAAUAAGAGCAGCGGCAGCAAGGCGAGUGGCAGCGCCGGUUUUAUGCCAAAGCAAAAGGUUAAAUUAAGCGCCCAGGACAGGGCCUCGUCUGAGAAAGUGAAGAGGAGACCUCCCGGCUCAGCCAAAGUGGACGGGGCAAGUUCCUCCCAGAAACUGCCCUGUUGCCCAUACUGUAAGCGAGCCUUCACCUACCUGGGCAGCCUGAGCAAGCACGUGGCCUUCGGAUGCAUCAAGAGGGGGGAAAAGGUGCGUGUAAGCAAAAUCGGCAGCAACACCAAUCGCUUAAGCAGUAAAAAAUCAAAUAAAAACGCUAACAGUGAUAAAAAUAAGAGCAGUAAACAUCUGCGACAGCACCUGACCUCGACAACGCGGCCAAGUGCGAACAUUUUUCAAAAGGCUUUGCCGGCAACGCAGCAAGGAAAAUCACAGGCUUCAACGCCGGGCAGCGACCGGUCCUCGGCGGAAGGAGCCUCUCUGCGGGUGGACAAAUGGGCGUCCACCACCCCCACCACUGAUGAAGAUGAGGACGCAGACGAGGUGCGCUUGUUCAAGAAGCGUGGCCGCCCCCCUAAGUCACGGGCGGACGGCGCGUCUUCGAGCUCCCACAGCUCCCCGCGGAAUCAGUCUCCAUCACGCACGGCCGCCACCGGCGCCCCCUGGAUCCCACCACACUCAAAGGCGCAAGACCGCGGCUUCAAGCGCAAGCAGUCGGCGGGAGAAAGGGAGGAGAGCGCCCAUCGGGGAGAAAGAGGGCCGCCGUGGCCAGAGCGGGUGUCCGUGAAGAGAAAGUACUCUUCCCCGGCUGCAAAUGUAGACAAAGACGUCAAGAGGAAACACAGCUCGGGAGAAUCUAUUAAGGUGUCCGAUUCAAGAGAAUCCGCAUUUUAACUGGUUUGCUAAUUUUACUUUGACUAAUAUGAUAAGGUGGUUAACAUCCGUAGUUACUUAACAUCUGUAAUAGGUUUUUAGGUUGUUAAGUGCACUAGUUAUGCAUUGUGGCUUGUGAAUAAGAUAUCAAGUUAUGUCGACUGUGUAAUGGGCUUAAAGCCUUUAACAAAAUCUAAAAGGCUAGCCUUUUGCCCGUCCAAGGACAGGUGUAUUGCAGUAGAUCUGAAACUUGCAAGCGAAAAGCAGACCACGAUGUGAUAUUAAUUGCAUUAAUGCGCGUGCAAUUUCUAAGGUGACACAGACCUAUUUAAUUUCAAGGUUAUAAUCCCUUGUUCACCAUGACAUUCUUUUUAGUUCUAUGUCUCAAUAUCGUUACGGAGAUCGCGUGACGUGAGGGUUCUUGCCCACUAAUUAUGAAUGGGGGGGGGGGGUCUAUUUGGAGGACGUCACCUGCUCAUGAAUAUUAAUGAGGGGGGCUGGUCGAUGGGGAGUGACAUCACCAGCGGUAAGGACAUUACUGGGUGAUUAUAGUAGUUAUAUGGGGAAAAGUUUCUUCAGUUUCACUUGAAAGCAAGAGAGACUUUUAUUUUACACUUGUUGCCACUGUCAAAGUUGGAACUUCUGUUACAAGUGAACAUGAUAAUCUUGAUUUGAAGCUUUCGUGACUGCAGGAAUCCAUACUCUUUUGUUAUUUCGGUAAAGUCACGUAGAUACUAUCCACAUAGAUACUAUUUACGUAGAUAGUACAGUAUCUAGGUGAUACUAUCUACGUAGGGGGGUGUAGACAGUAUCUACGUAGAUACUGUGGUCACAUAGAUACUAUCUAGGUAGAUAGUAUCUCUAUCUAGGUAGAUAGUAUCUCAAUUGUAUCUAGAUAGAUAGUAUCUACGUAGAUAUCUAGAUAGUAUCUCUACGUAGAUAUAGUAUCUACGUAGAUAUAGUAUCUACGUAGAUAUAGAUAUAGUAUCUACGUAGAUAGUAGAUAGUAUCUACGUAGAUAGUAGAUAGUAUCUAUCUACGUAGAUAGUAUCUACGUGACCACAGUAUGAACAUAAGUAAACUUUUUAAAAGCAUUAAUGGGAAAAGCCUGCUUACAGAUAAUUUCUAUUUUCUUAAAUUAGUGUUUUUUAAAACACGUACAUUUCCUUUACCGCAUUGCCAAAGUGUGCGUUUAAGGCACUCCGGCUCUCACCAGACAACAACAAAAAUGAGAAGAGUGCUUUGUUAUUUUAGGGAUGUAGCCACUAAUUCGUGUCGUGUGCACUUAAAAUGGGUACAAACAAGUGUGUGAAAUCAAUUUAGACUAUUCUGCAAACAUUUUUUUUUGCCAAUUGAUGUUUAGUAAUUGGUCAGGUUUGGCUUUUUGUUGUGUCUUUUUGUUUUCUUGGUUGAUAUGACUAGUUAUCAUCGCAUCAUGCAAAAGUAUGAACGAAAGUAAUAGUCCAUAAUCGAGUUUUUUUUGGGGUUAGAUCGCAUAAAAAUAAAUGUAUCAUUAAACCCGCCACCACCUGACACAGCCAAUUAGUAAGGGUUGUCACGUAAACAAAACAUUCCAAUUCGUUCCUAGUACAGCACAC
Molecule: messenger RNA, 4588 nt
Organism: Petromyzon marinus (sea lamprey)
Lineage: Eukaryota; Metazoa; Chordata; Hyperoartia; Petromyzontiformes; Petromyzontidae
Biological process (GO): regulation of gene expression
Cellular component (GO): nucleus
Source: RefSeq, a predicted model, not a curated record